AUGUCUGAUUUCGUAGACUUAAUGAAGAGAGGUGGUAACCAAGCCAUCAGAAUCAACCCUCCAACUGGUGCUGAUUUCCACAUCACCAACAGAGGUUCUGAUUGGUUAUUCUCAGCAUUCUGUGUUUUCAUGUUCUUUGCCCUAUUAUUAAUUGCUUUAAUGUUCAGAAAACCAGUUACCGAAAGAAAAUACUAUUACACUGCUAUUGCCCCAAUGUUCUUCAUGUCCAUUGCUUAUUUCACCAUGGCUUCUAACUUGGGUUGGACUCCAAUCAGAGCUGAAUUCAACCACGUCAGAACUAGCACUCAAGUUGAACACCCAGGUUACAGACAAAUUUUCUACGCUAGAUACAUUGGUUGGUUCUUGGCUUUCCCAUGGCCAAUUAUUCAAGCUUCUAUCUUAGGUAACACCCCAUGGUUACACAUGGCUUUCAACGUUGCUAUGGUUGAAGUUUUCGUCGUCUGUUGGUUGAUUGCUUCUUUGAUCCAUUCUACUUAUAAAUGGGGUUACUACGUCUUCGGUAUCGCUGGUGCCAUUGUCUGUUCCAUCUCCGUUAUGACUACUACUAACAACUUGAUCAAGACUAAGAACGAUGCCAACUUAAGAAAAGUCUUUAUCUACUUCUACUCUAUCAUUAUGUUCUUCUGGUUCACUUACCCAGUUGCUUUCGGUAUCUCUGAAGGUGGUAACGUUUUGCAACCAGAUUCUGAACAUAUUUUCUACGGUAUCUUAGAUUUAUUGAUGAUGUGUGCCGUACCAUUGAUCUUCGUUGUCAUCAGUGGUUACAUGGGUGCUGAAAGAAUCGAAGGUAAGAAGUCUAAGGAUGUCGAAGCUUUAUCCAGUCCAGCUUCUCCAAAGAUUGGUUCUCCAUCUACUUUAGCUUCUCCAAAAUCUCCAAAAUCUCCAAAGUCACCAAAGUCUCCAAAGUCUCCAAAAUCUAAGAAGUCUAAGAAGUCUCACAAAUAA
Molecule: messenger RNA, 966 nt
Organism: Vanderwaltozyma polyspora DSM 70294
Lineage: Eukaryota; Fungi; Ascomycota; Saccharomycetes; Saccharomycetales; Saccharomycetaceae
Gene: MRH1
Product: Mrh1p
Exons: 1
Coding region: 1-966 (321 amino acids)
Cellular component (GO): endoplasmic reticulum; plasma membrane
Source: RefSeq, a predicted model, not a curated record